This is a messenger RNA of Emericellopsis atlantica, 909 nucleotides long. Its product is annotated as oligomeric golgi complex component, COG2-domain-containing protein. NCBI's taxonomy places the organism in Eukaryota, Fungi, Ascomycota, Sordariomycetes, Hypocreales, Bionectriaceae. The record is from RefSeq and is a predicted model, not a curated record. Gene Ontology annotation, cellular component: COG complex; membrane. Gene Ontology annotation, biological process: Golgi organization; intra-Golgi vesicle-mediated transport; protein transport. The coding region runs from base 1 to 909 and encodes 302 amino acids. The transcript has a single exon.
AUGGCGAACCUGGCCGCGCCGAUACCCUCACGGAAUGCUUCCUUCAAGCUAGCCCCCUCGAACAACACAUCUACCGCCCCCUCCACAGCGUCCUCGUCCGAGGACGACGACAAUGACAUCCCGCUACCGUUCCCCGAAGCGCUCCCGCGAUCCGACUUCCUGCGACCAGAUUUCGAGCCUGCGGCAUAUCUGUCCGCGCUACCGCAUCGUCAUCAAACGCUAGAAGAUCUUCGUGGAGACCUGCGUGAGCGAAGCACAUCCAUCAGCGCAGAGCUCCUGGAGCUCGUCAAUUCCAACUACACCGCGUUCCUAUCACUGGGCACCGAGCUUAAAGGCGGCGAUGACAAGGUGGAAGAUGUCAAGAUGGCGCUGAUGGGAUUCCGAAGAGCUGUCGAGGAUGUGCGGGGCAAGGUCACGGUCAAACGCGAAGAGACAGCCAAGCUGAGCAACGAACUUGGUGACGUGAGGAGCGCGGUGGAGCAGGGGCGGAAGAUGCUGGAACUGUCUGACCGGCUGUCAUCGCUGGAAGAGAGGCUGGCGUUGACAAGUCUCCCGGCAGGCGAGAGCGCGUCUGGGUGGGCCGACGACGACGACACCAGCGAAGACGACGACGUCGAAGCAGAGGAUGGCUUGGUGGGAAGUUCGCCGACGAAGCUAUCCAUCUCAGCGCGAGAAUGCCAACGAAUCUCAACCCUCAUGGAUAGCAUGGAUCGAGAGCACCCGUUCAUCAUGAAACAAGAGGAGCGGCUGGAAAGGUGUCGCAACACGCUGCUGCUCGAUUUAGGAACUGCAUUGAAAGAGGCAAAGGCCGCAGGGGUCAAGGGCCAUGGGCGGUUGAUGCAAUAUCUGGCAAUAUACCGAACGAUUGACGCCUCAGACGAAGCCGUCAAGGUGUUACAAAAGAAGUAA